Molecule: messenger RNA, 2216 nt
Organism: Nicrophorus vespilloides
Lineage: Eukaryota; Metazoa; Arthropoda; Insecta; Coleoptera; Silphidae
Product: activating signal cointegrator 1 complex subunit 2
Exons: 9
Coding region: 46-2166 (706 amino acids)
Biological process (GO): regulation of DNA-templated transcription
Molecular function (GO): ubiquitin binding
Source: RefSeq, a predicted model, not a curated record
AUAUCCUGACGUGAACCAAAUAAGUAAUAAAGGUGUAGUAAUAAUAUGGAUUAUCUACUGCAAAAUGGCUCUAUUUUUAAAAAUCCGAAUAGAUUACCUUUAAAUGAAUUAAACUUGGAAAUCAAAUGUUGCAAGAAGAAAAAAAAGGUUGACAAGAAUCAGGAUUUGGAGAAACUGAAAGAUAAUUUGAACAAAAACUAUGAUGUUUAUGUGGAAAAGAGACCAGCUUUGCACAAAAGUUGGCUUCAGCAAAGGACUUAUGUGUUCUUCCAACCAUAUUACACAGAUGUUCCACCAGAAGAAAACGUGGAAUUUGGUAAAAACUCGCAGUAUAUAGCAUGCUUGGAUUUCCUUCUGCAAUGCACUUACCAGCAGUUCUGGUGUUACGUAAUUCACGAUCCGCAAGUGAAGAUUAUGUUGGAAAGCUUCCUAGUUGACGCACUUGACUGGUACGAAUUGAAAGAACUGAAACGCGAUCAUCUGGAAAUGUACGAGGAUAUUUACUUUAAAGUCGCGCAGAUCUAUGGGAGAAUGUUGACGUACAAAGAAACUGAGAUGGAAUAUAUGUCAGAGAGCACUGUCCAUAAGCUGCUGAAAGAACAGCAAUUGUUGUCAUUUUUCACAGUUCUUCAGAUAAUUUGGGUAUACAAAUACUCCAAUGAUAACUUGGUGAAAGAUGUAAUCAAAUUUUACUUCGCCGACAACAACAAGAAAACUUAUGAGACUAAGUUGGACGAUUUCGUGAACUACACAAGAUCUGUGUUGGAAACUAUCGGUGGUGUAAUCUGCGGUUUCGACGGUAAAGAUAUUCUAAUUCAACUGUCGAUUGGGCCUAAGCCUUCCGUGUUUGAUCCAACCUGGUACGAAGAGAUGAUCAAUUACAUAAUGCACACCGUCGGUUAUUUCAAAUCGUUGAUGACAGUCUGCGAUCCGGCGAUUGUUCAUUCCUUGAAAGCAGGCAUACCUUACAGGUUGACCUAUUUCUACAAUCGGGUAUUUCCGACAAUCUAUCGGUUGGUAGAGAAAUCCGGUUCGGCAAAAGAGAAGUUGACGGAUCGAAUCAAUUUGGCCUCUUCGGAGAUCUUGAGUUGCUUCCACGUUUACGUAACACAUUUAACCGAUGAAAUAUUGCAGUGCCAACAGAACCCAAUGAAACAAGAUGCAUACAUGGAGCAGUUACUGCAACUGUUGUCGGCUACUUUGGAGGAUGACUUCUUCGUUAUUGAUUACCACAACAGUUACCCUAUUGAUGAGCAAUUGCAAAUAAUCUCAAGUUUCUAUCCGGAAUUAGAUACAAUGCGAUCCGAUUACAUUUUAGAAUGUUUAAGUACUUUACCAACGUUGAACGAUAUCCGAGCGAAACUUAAAGAGAAAACUCCUCCCGUUUCAAAGAAUGUCACGAUUAAGGAGGAAAGAGCUACUACGAGUAGUCAUGAGGAAAAAUUGAGCGAAACUGAAAUUGAGCAGAGGAUUGCUUCUGUGCUUGACAUGCUUCCAGAUCUUGGCGAUGAAUUUAUCCUGAGGUGCUUGGAAUUCUACAACUAUGACUCGAUGGAGGUGAUCAGUGCUAUAUUGGAUGAUAACUUAUCGCCCAAUUUGCAAGAUUUACCUAGGGACAUGAUUAGAGUACCUCCAGAACCUAAACCCGAGCAGCCGAUUCUUGCUUAUCGCGGAAAGAAACCCACCUACCACGACGCUAAAGAUAUGUUGAAUGAUAAGUCUAACCUGAAGGAGAUUCGAGAUUUCGUCCUGAAAUCAUCGAACGUAACGUACGAUAUGUAUGAUGAUGAAUACGAUGAUAGGGACGACGUGGAAGGUGUCAGAACUUUAGUUAACGAAGAGGACAAGUAUAUGGAAAAUCGGUUCGAAGGCUACGAUUUAGUAAGCGAUCCCAGCUCAAGCGAGGACGAAGAAACGCCUAAACCCAAUAAAAACUUCUGCGAAGAUCCUGCUCUUAUUAGGGAAAGAAGGGAAGCUGCAAGGAGACAAACAGCCUCAAGAGGUCGUAGAGGCGGUGAUGUGGUGGGAAAAGCUAAAGGACAAGGACAGGAUAAGUCAGUUGUACAAAAUCGCGACAAAAAGAACACGAAUAAAAGUUCACGCGCUAAUCACAAUCGUAAAGGCGGAGCGCAAUUCAAACGCAACAAGGGAAUGAUUCCAUCUUAAAUUUACUUCUGUUUUUCUUUUGCCAAAUAAAUGGUAAUUUAUUAACUAAA